AUGGCGGCCGCGUCUCCUCAGGGUGGCUGCGUCAGCACCCGCGGCUCCCAGCGCGCUUACGCGGACCGCCACGCGCGGCCGACGGAGCAGCAAAAGCCAGCUGCUUCCCAGGGAAUAUGGAGCCAAGAACAAGAACACAGCCAGCAGGGCGGGAGCUUCACCAGCCAGGACCCCAUCCCACAGUAUCUGAGCAAGGAAUCCCUCCAAAUUUGGCAACCUUGUAAUCCCAGGGACUUCAGUUGCCCCAUCUGUCUCCAGACAGCUACUCUCCCAGUAGAAACCAACUGUGGACAUUUAUUCUGUGGUUCCUGUCUGAUCACAUACUGGAAACACAGUCCCUGGUUAGCAGCAAUAACCUGCCCUCUCUGCAGACAAAAGGUGGUUCUUCUGGAUAACAUCUCUUGUGAAAAGCAACAUGACAAGCCAAGUAAACAAAUUGUACAUGACAUUAGAGAUUACAACAAGCGUUUCUCAGGGCAACCUCGACCUUUUGCAGAUUACCUUUAUGACAUGCCCUUAUUCCUGACUCUUGCCUUGCGAGGAAUCUUCACCUGGGGUGGUCUGGUAUGGCUUUUUUUCCUACGAGUUGCUGUUUGCUCCUUCGGAACUAUCAUAUGCUUGUCUUCCCCAUUUGACAUGAGGCCUGGGCCUCUCUGUAGGACACUUGGAACCGCUGAUGACAUGGUGGUUGUUUCCCUUCUUUUAAUUUGCAUGAUAAACAUAUGUCAGCAAAUUGCACCUAAUGGGGUGAACAUGGCAAGGUCUGCAGCUCAGAGCAUGCUGUCAGAGGCCUGAGUGACUCAAACUUGGAUUUCUUGGUCAAACUUCACCAAGCAAUGACAGGCUUCUUUUUGCUUUGGGGCAGAAGAUGAUGGAUUUGUCAUUCUGCCUCUGACAAAGGCUGAAGCAGGACUCAGCAAUACUUGCAUGGCCAAGUGAUUUGAUGUGCAAGCACUUAGAAAGGGAGUUUUACACUGGAUACUUGCUGGAGUCUUUCAUGCUACAUUUUUCUUUAACUUUUCUUCAUACAAAGUGCCUGAGUUUAAAAUGCCUAAAGCUACAAACAAAGCUUAAAAUUACAAAGCCAAGCAACUUGCAGUUGAAGAGUUUUAGAACUCUUGAGCUUUAACAUUUUACAUCUUGGUUCCAUUUGAAUAAAAUCUUAAUUUGAGAACUUAGCAAACUGUAUAGUUUGCUAAGGCUUGUAUAAGACAAGACAUGUUAAAUAGUAUCACUACAGAAUCUUGUAUCAGUGCUCUGUGUUAUCACAACUGAUUACACAUCCACAGGAAUACAGAUUUCUUACAGCUCUGCAAUGAGAACAGCUCUGAUUUUAAAAUGGGUAAUAUGGAACUGGUAGUGACACUGGCUUGGAACACAAAUGCAACUAUGAAGUAGAGGUAUUACAAGGGGAGAAAAGCAUUAAAAAAUCAUGCAAAGAAUGUGAACAAAUCCCUCUUUCAUAUAAGCUUAUGCAAGGUACAUCGCUUCCUUUUGAACUCUGUGCCUUUGAGCUUCAACAAAGUCAGCAUGACAGCUUGUUUCCUUUCUAGACUUCAUACACUCCUUGUGAUUGAAGGAGUGUAAGUCUUGUGCCAGUUCAGCCAGAGAGGUCAAGGCUGGUUUGUUGAUGAUUCUAUGAUAAAAAUAGCAGGAAGGUUACGGAAAGGUAGCUGAAGUUGGGGGGGGGUGUGUGUGCAUGUCUGUGUGUGUUGAGCUGCAAAGAGUUAAAAAGGCUGGUGCAGUGCCAGACCCCCCUAUACAUCUGUCCCUGUAAUCUGUACAUUUGCUAUGUGUUUGGAGUCAGUGGACUUCGUUUUACAUAUGAAUUGUAUAUUAAAAUAAAUGCAUUAAAAUUUAUGAAUAUUUAUUGUUCACAAUA
This is a messenger RNA of Strigops habroptila (Kakapo), 1882 nucleotides long. RefSeq names its product E3 ubiquitin-protein ligase RNF170-like. NCBI's taxonomy places the organism in Eukaryota, Metazoa, Chordata, Aves, Psittaciformes, Psittacidae. The transcript has 6 exons. The record is from RefSeq and is a predicted model, not a curated record. Bases 1 to 795 code for a protein of 264 amino acids. Gene Ontology annotation, molecular function: ubiquitin protein ligase activity.